Messenger RNA from Sceloporus undulatus (fence lizard), 3611 nucleotides. RefSeq names its product zinc finger protein 777-like. The record is from RefSeq and is a predicted model, not a curated record. Lineage: Eukaryota; Metazoa; Chordata; Lepidosauria; Squamata; Phrynosomatidae. Gene Ontology annotation, molecular function: DNA-binding transcription factor activity; RNA polymerase II cis-regulatory region sequence-specific DNA binding. Gene Ontology annotation, biological process: regulation of transcription by RNA polymerase II. Bases 391 to 2226 code for a protein of 611 amino acids. The transcript is spliced from 8 exons.
CUCUCCCUCAUUAUUUCCUCUCAAGCGCCGCCAUACCUUCCCUUCGUCGAGGCUUCGGGCCUUCUUCCCUCAGAGGCCUCCCACCCCCCCCACCUAAAACGGAGGGAGGAACAGGAGGAACCUGAUUGGUCCGCUCUGUGGACACGCCCCUUUUUCUUAUCCAGGGCGGGGGAGGGGGAAACAAAAGGCAGAGGCGGCGCGCAUGCGCAGAAGGGCAGAAAGCAGCAGCAGAACUCCAGCCGCCGCCAGUGCUGAGGGAGCCCCCUGAGAUGCAUCCAAAUUAUAUAGAAGAGAGGAUUGUGGCAGUUGCCAUUGCCAUGGAACAGUGAGGAAAGCUACACCUGCAGAAAUUAUCCAUUCUAUAAACCACUCACGCUUCAGUGUUGCAACAUGGAGCCUCGGCAGCCGGUGCCUUUGCAGCCAGAACAAAGUUUUGUCCGUGAUGCCAAACAGAACAUGGCUGAGCUAUCCCUGUGGACAGUGGUGGCUGCCAUCCAAGCUGUGGAGAGAAAAGUAGAUUCUCAUGGUACACGGCUGCUUAACCUCGAACGGAGGAUGAUGACCAAUGAGAAGAAAUAUGUGGACUGUGAAAAUGCAGUGGUGGACUUUGGCAAUCAAAUGGAGUGCAAAUUGACUGCUCUGGGGACCCUGAUCCAAGAGUAUGGGCUGCUACAGAGGCGGCUGGAGAAUAUGGAGAACCUGCUGAAGAAUCAGAACUUCUGGAUUCUGAGGCUUCCACCAGGCUCCAAGGGGGAAACACCCAAGGUGCCAGUGACCUUUGAGGACAACGCGGUCUACUUCUCUGAGCAAGAGUGGGGGAACCUGGAGGAGUGGCAGAAGGAGCUCUACAAGAAUGUGAUGAAGAGCAACUACGAGUCGUUGGUCUCACUGGACUAUGCAAUUGCUAAACCUGACCUUCUGUCACGAAUUGAACAAGGGGAACGUCCCUAUGAGGAGGAGGAGGACGAAGAGGAGAUCUCCAAGGAGAGAGAGAUUUCUGCAGAACCCAGCCCAGAAGCAUUGGUUUUUAGACCAGGCCUGGCAUCCCAGAUGGAAGGGGCAGAAAAUGUACAAGUUAGUGGAGACCAGGAGAAAGCUGAAGGAAAGCCAGCCUCUAGUGAUCUCAAUGUUGACUACGGGAUGGCUGCUUCCUCCUUCGACUCCCAAGUGAAACGGGAUCAAGAGGCGAACCCAGAGGGCCCAGCAGUCUCUGAGGGAGGUGAACUGCACGUCAAGCCAAGUACGGCUCCUUCGACAGACAAGGAGUUGAACAAACCCAAGGGAUCACCCAAAAUCUUUGAGCCCUGGCUGCCAGUAGAAGCAUCCCGGGAGAGUCCUCUUCAAGCUAAAGGCUCCCUUUGCCCUGAAAUGUGGCUGAGGCCACCUCUCGGAGGAGAAGGUCGGGAGUCUGGACCCCUUGAAGCCAACCUGGCCCAGUGGCCAAAGCAAGGGGAGACCAGGUCUCACACCUGCCCAGAUUGUGGAAAGAGUUUUGGCUUCCCAGUCGGCCUCCAGGAUCACCAUCGGAGCCAUAGCAUUGGCCUGGCCUCUCAAGGGAAUGGCCAAGCGUCUCCAAGGAAUGAGACCCUCCUAGUACAUGCACUCAGCUGCCAACCGGAAGAAGGGAUGGAGAGGCAUUCACCCACCCCAGCAGGGGAGAAGGCCUGGUCGUGCCCCUGGUGCCAACAGCGUUUCCGGCUGCGGGUCAACCUGUUGAUCCACGAGAGCAGCCACUUGGAGGCGGCAGCUGAUCUGAACGGCAAGGACCGGUUGACUUGCCGCUUCUGCCCCCGGCGCUUUGGGCGGUCGGACCACCUCCUGCGCCACCAGAUGAGCCACACCGGGACCCGGCCCUACCAGUGCUCAGCUUGUGAGAAGAGCUUCACAGACAAAAGCAAGCUGACCAACCACUACCGCACCCACACAGGUGAACGUCCCUUCCACUGCUCUGCCUGCGGGAAGCAUUUCAUCCGGCGGCAUCAUCUAGUCAAACACCAGCGGACCCACACCCGGGAGCGGCCCCACCAGUGCCCCGUCUGCCUGAAGAGGUUCAUGCAGAAGCACCACCUCCAGAAGCACGUCCGAACUCACACGGGCGAGAAGCCCUACAAGUGCAGCCAAUGCCCCAAGGCCUUCUCCAGCAAGCAACGUCUCCUCCAGCAUUGCUGUGCAUCAGGGCCAGGGAUGGUAGUGGAUGCCAUGGUGGCCCAAGGCUCUGCCCUUUGAGGGGAAGACCUUUGCCCUUCUAUCUACCUCUUAAUCUUUUGCAGGCUGGAUAGUCUGCCAAGGUGCUGCCACUUUCGUCGGUGAUGUUUUGCUUUGAAAAGGUUGCGAAAAUUCAAAACAAAUGGUUGGAUGUUGCAUUGGCUACUAAAAAAAAUACAAAUUCCAUAUUAUGUUAGUAUCCUAAGUCAAGCCAAAAGGGCAACACUGUUGUGAGAAGCCCCAAGCAAUUGACUCAGUUGAGAGACUAUGGAAAACCUCAACAUCUCUACAAAUUCAGCAGUGUGGGACAGGUUGUGAAUUUUGUGUGGUGUUGAGAGGCUCCUUGCAAGACGUUGGCUCCUGUACAUUGUACAGUAAUUCUAAACAUGUGGGGUACAAUUUAUUGUGUUGAGUAAAUAGAUGGAGAGUGGACCUUGGCACCUACACCAAAGUAGGGAAGACUUAAACAUGACAACAAAGACAGUCUUAAUAGUGCUUUGCACUUGUGUUUAGAAAUGUGUUGUGAAUGAAUGUAAGUAUUAUUAGAGCUUAAAGGAUGCCACCUAGGCUGUCCUUGUUUUAAAAAUCAGCCCAAAGGAAUAUGGCAUUGGGACUCAAUGGGGUUGUGGCAUCUUUUGUCUAGCGUGGGUGGGCUUUCACAUUGGGUCAUGGAUAGUAGUCAAUAGAGGUUGGGGGUGGGAUUUUCAAUUGCGAGGGACUUUAAAAAACAAACAUUCUUAAAAUGGUGGCUAUGUAAGAAAGGAAUGCCUUGCUAUUCCUAGGAGGUGGCGGUACUGAUAUCUGCAGAACUGGAUACUCUUUGCCUCAUGCAGCUAGAUUCUGUGCAUGUACUCAGAAGGGAAGGCUUACUGGGUUUAUUUGGACAGUGCUCGCUUGGGGGAAUUCUGGAAGAUGUAGUCUGAAACAAACAUAACGUUUCCAUGUUUGGCAGCUGCCAUGAUUUAGAUUGCAGCAUUACAUGCUUGGAUUCCCUGGCAACAUCUGGAGUCCCUCUCUCUGGCUCACUGGUCUAAAAGUCGUGCUGUACAUAUUAAUGGUGCACAGGAAAUUCCCACAAUGCAUUUGUCCAAGUGGUUUUGCUGAUGAUAACUAUUCAGCGGACCUGGAACCAAGAUGAACAAGCUUUGUGGAAGGCUGCUUAGAGGGGCUGAACCUGGAUGCCGUACCUGCAUUGCAUCAAGUCCUUUCAAGAACAAUGUUUAUGAGGCUGGACAUCUUCUAGGUGUCCCUGUAGUGAGUCUCUUUAGAAUCAUGUGAGCCUGUGCUUUUUUUUUUUUAAUGCCAUCAUAUCUUUGUUUAAAAUGUGCUUCUUUGCUUGAUCAAGUAGAUUGCAAUUUUGUGUUUGUGUGUCUCAAGGGGAGAAGGAAUAAACAUUCUAUUUUGGG